Molecule: messenger RNA, 1305 nt
Organism: Torulaspora delbrueckii
Lineage: Eukaryota; Fungi; Ascomycota; Saccharomycetes; Saccharomycetales; Saccharomycetaceae
Gene: PRP46
Product: mRNA splicing protein PRP46
Exons: 1
Coding region: 1-1305 (434 amino acids)
Biological process (GO): mRNA splicing, via spliceosome
Cellular component (GO): precatalytic spliceosome; Prp19 complex; catalytic step 2 spliceosome
Molecular function (GO): protein binding
Source: RefSeq, a predicted model, not a curated record
AUGGUGGCGGAAGAUGAUUUUAAUGUCUUUGAAGAGGCAGAACAGUUUUACACGGGAACACGAUGGCGUAAUCAGUUUACUUGCAUGGCUAAGCUGCCAGCCCACCUGCAAGAGAUAAUUGAUAAUAAAAAGAGUGUGCUACAGAGGUACGAUCUUUAUGCACAGAGUUGUUACGGCGGUGGAGAUUCAAAACAGCUUAUCGAGUUCAAUAAGAAAGCUGAAGAACCUAGUAAAGCCAUGAUUAAGAAGGUAUAUAAUUAUGCGGGCGGUCAGCAUUCGGUGAUGGAGAGACAAGAACAAUUAAUUUCACAAAAACCCAGCUGGCAUGCUCCCUGGAAGCUCAUACGGGUUAUCAAUGGCCACAUUGGAUGGGUCAGAUGUGUUGAAGUAGACCCCGUUGACAAUGCUUGGUAUGCGACCGGUAGCAACGACACUAGUAUCAAAGUGUGGGAUUUGGCCUCUGGUAAAUUGAAACUGACACUAUCUGGCCAUAUAAUGACCGUCAGAGAUCUGGCUAUCUCGGAACGACAUCCCUACAUGUUUUCUGCAAGUGAGGAUAAAACAAUCAAGUGUUGGGACCUGGAGAAAAACAUGGUAAUCAGAAACUAUCAUGGUCAUCUAUCAGGGGUGCAUACCGUAUCCUUACACCCUACAUUGGACCUUGUAGUAUCCGCUGGGCGGGAUAGUGUCGUGAAAUUGUGGGACAUGCGAACCAGAGUACCCGUGAUGAACCUUAUCGGUCACAAGAGUCCCAUUAAUAAGGUUCGCUGUCUACCGGUAGACCCCCAGAUAAUAAGCUGCUCAACCGAUGCCAACAUACGUUUGUGGGAUAUAACAGCGGGCAAAAGUGCCAAGAUCCUAACGCACCAUAAGCGAUCAGUCAGAGAUUUUGCACUACAUCCAUCCGAAUUCUCCAUGGCCUCAGCUUGUACUGAUGAUAUAAGGUCAUGGAAACUUCCUGAAGGGAUUCUACUGACGAAUUUUCAGUCGACAUCAACGGGCAUUAUCAACUCUCUAAGCAUUAACCAUGACGAUGUCCUGUUUGCGGGUGGAGAUGAUGGCACCUUAUCAUUUUACGACUACAAAUCAGGUCACAAGUACCAAUCCCUACUCACCACAGAAAUUCCUGGAUCUCUAGAGAGUGAACGCGGUAUUCUGUGCAGUAGUUUUGACCAGACCGGCCUGCGGUUGAUAACCGGGGAAAUAGACAAGAGCAUCAAGAUAUGGAAGCAGGAAGAAAGCGCUACACCAGACAGCAAUCCAGGGCUCCCAUGGAACCCAGCGAUGUCGUCGCAGAGAUUCUGA